Molecule: messenger RNA, 951 nt
Organism: Anopheles coustani
Lineage: Eukaryota; Metazoa; Arthropoda; Insecta; Diptera; Culicidae
Exons: 4
Coding region: 1-951 (316 amino acids)
Molecular function (GO): lipase activity
Source: RefSeq, a predicted model, not a curated record
AUGCGUACCGAUAAAGGAGAUUCGUUGCGAAUGUUUGUGAUCGCCAUUGUAGCCACAGGCUUAGUGGCGCAGACCCUGGCAUUUGACGCAAAUUUUUACGCAAACUUAAUCACGUUUGGGAUUUACAACAGCGACCAAAACGUGACCGCAAACGUAACGUCGGACUUUAAGGAUUUCGGAGCGCUCGGCUGCAACAGUUCGGAUCCGUUUGCGGUGAUAGUGCACGGGUGGAAGGAGAGCUGCCAGACCGAAUGGUUGGUGGAUAUGGUUUCCAACCUGACGAGCGUGCGGUCUGGGUGUAUUUAUUGUAUGAACUACAACAACUUCUCCCGCCAUGACGACUACUUCGGUCUGGUGCGUCAGUUCGUGCCGAUAUCGGAUGUGCUUGUGACAAAGUUGCAACAGCUGGACGACUUUGGCUACGACUUUGACCGGGGCUACAUGUUCGGCUUCAGCUACGGGGCCCACCUGGCACUGGAUUCGCUGAGAAAGUUCAGCCCAGGAAAGCUGGGCGUGCUGGACGUCUGUGAACCGGCCGGCCCAGGGUUCGACGGGGAGCAGAGCUACCGCGAGAAGGAUCCCAUGCAAGCGGCCAAGAAUGUGCAGUGCAUCCACACGAGUGACAACUAUGGUACGCACGAGCGUAAGUGUCAUCAGAACUGGAACCUGGGACGGUGUGGCAAGUCGCAGGAUGCGGCCGGACCGUACCCGAAGGGAUCGCACGGCCUCUGCCCGUACAUCUACAACAGCGCGUUCAAACAUGACUUCCUAGCGAUGCCGAACAAGCAGAACUGCGAAACGAAGCGGCUUGCACCGGCAUGGCCGAAGGGCUUCCGGAUGGGCUACUUUACCGAUCGUAAAAGCGACGUGAUUGGUGAUCUUUUCGCGGCCACCUCGAGGGAGUACCCGUACUUCGAUAAUACCUUCGCUAACGAAGUCAAUGAAGUUUAA